This is a messenger RNA of Gigantopelta aegis, 1202 nucleotides long. Its product is annotated as piggyBac transposable element-derived protein 4-like. The record is from RefSeq and is a predicted model, not a curated record. The transcript has a single exon. Bases 1 to 951 code for a protein of 316 amino acids. NCBI's taxonomy places the organism in Eukaryota, Metazoa, Mollusca, Gastropoda, Neomphalida, Peltospiridae.
AUGAAACAGUACAUGCCAGCCAAACCAGUGAAACGAGGAGUGAAAGUGUGGAUGAGAUGUGAAUCCAAAACCUCGUACCUCACAAAGUUUAAUUUUUACUUGGGCAAAUCAGACAAGACAUACGAAAAUGGCCUGGGACACGGAGUUGUAACUGAACUAACUGAUGACCUACGAGGAAAACAUCACCAUGUAUAUUUUGACAACUUCUUUACCAGUGUCAAACUACUGAAAGAUCUAUUGAAAGACGGCAUAUAUUCUUGUGGAACUGUUCGACAAAACCGGCGACACUUUCCGGAUGAACUGAAACGCGUGAAAAAAAUGCAACGUGGAGACAGCAAAAUUGUGCAGUCGGCUUCAAAGAGAAACAUUACAGCUGUUAUUUGGCAAGACAAGAAGCAAGUGAGUAUGCUGAGUAGCUUGAGUCCUCCACAAGACAUCCUAGAAGCAAGCAGGAGGAUUGGAAACAACCGGGUGCAGCUCAACCAGCCACAUUCUGUACACAGCUACAACAAGUACAUGAACGGUGUCGACAAACACGACCAGUAUCGCCUGAAGUAUGAUGUGUCGAGGGAGAGCAAACGGUGGUGGAAGUACUUGUUCUUCUUUCUGGUGAACUGUGCUAUUGUGAAUGCAUAUAUCCUGUACAGUUUGUCAUCAAAGAGAAGAACCCAGCACAAGCGAUUCACGCACUUGGACUUCCGGAGGGAGCUUGCCAGGGCCCUGGUUGUAGGCUUCACUUCAAGAAAGAGAAGUGCCAUGUGUGACAUUCAGGACAUUCCCGUUGCUAAUGCAAAUGUGAGAUUGCAUUGCAACACACACAUGGGCAAAGCACGCAGGUGCAAAGUUCACAGCAAAAGUGGAAAGCGCAAAGAAACUGUUUAUGGGUGUGAAUUGUGUGGGGUUCAUUUGUGUAAGGAGGAGUGCCAUGCAAAAUUCCAUAACACUCAGUGACAUUCAAAGGACAAAAUUCAAGUGGAACACUUCAAACUUGUAAAUAGAACAUAACAUUUUUAUUAUAAUUCUUUUUCAUACAGUGGAACACUUUUUAUUGUUUUGUGACUAUCUAUUGUGAUUUUUGCCUGAAACAUAUAAUAACCAAAUAUGACAAUGUAAGUAACAUUUUAAAAAUAUUCAUCCUUUUCUCUACAUUAGCUGUUAUUUCAUUUUUUUUCUAGGAUGUAUAUAUAAAAAGUUAUAACUAA